UACGAUAGUAGAAAAAACAGAUAUUAAUUCAACCAUUAACGGAUAUCCAAUAAUUCCAUAUAGCAAAAUAAGAAAAUGGAGAUCAUGUUCGGCGAAUGCUCAGAAACUGUGUUCAUUGAACCAUGGUCGCAGUGCGACAUCUUUCAAUAAAACAAAGAAAGAAUCAAGCAUUCCUUUAGAAGAAAGAAUCACAGUUGUCGUAAAAACAAUAAACUCACGGGGAUCAUUAGUAAUACGAAUGAUUCGUUCAUUGUGGGAAUUUUACAAUAAAAUGAAGGUGAUAAUCGUAGGUGAAACAAAUCCAAAUUUCCACCCAGGAAAUGACUUAUAUGACUUCAUCAUGGAAAACCAGCAAUAUCUCGUUUAUAUUCAAGUAACAGUUGACUCUGGUAUUUCAUAUGGCCGCAAUGUCGGUGUAAACGCGGCCAGCACGGAUUUGAUAUUUCUCAUUGAUGAUGACGUAAUGUUCACUAACGAAACAGACCUGAGGAAGAUGGUAAACAUUAUCGAUACAAGUGACAUAUCAUUGGUGGCUGGAGUAUAUCAUCUUGGAUUGACUGGAAUAUUCCAUAUCCUUAAAUCCAGGCUAUAUAUUUUCAAAUAUACGUUCUACGAAAAACUACCGUACUUUGAGCAUUGCUACAGAACCGAUAUAACACAGAACGUUUUUCUUGCAAAGCGGGAGGAUCUUAUUAAGACAGAUAUGUGGAGACCCGAUCAAAAAAUAUUAGAGCAUUUGGAUUUUUUCCUGACUUUAAGGAAACAUGGUCUCAAGGUUGCAUCAUGCUUGGAUAUAAAUCUCAAGCACGACAGACUAGCUACUGGUAGCACUAAGACGAGAAGUAAAACCGAGAUUUUCAAAUAUCGAGGAAUGUAUCAGUUUAACUGGGGUCUAGAAGGCUGGUACACCAGUUGCAAUCCUAGUCACUAUCACGACCCAAUUAAUGUUCUUGAGACGUUCUGUCAAAAGUUGAUACACUAAAAACCGCUAAACUGUGAAAUACGUUCUGUCAAAAGUUGAUACACUAAAAACCGCUUAACUGUGAAAUACGUUUUUUCAAAAAGUGAAAAAAGUAUGAAAAUAUGUUUUCAAAUAGUAUGUAGUAUACAUCUGUAUACUUUUGUACAUACGUUACCCAAGGCAUUAGCGAACUCGAAGGGAAUAUAUGUGAAUUUCCAAAUUGAAAUUUGGGUCCAUCCGAAACAGGUCGAAUUUCAAAUCUUCAGCCCCUGAUCAACAUGUCGAGCUAUUAUGCAACAUUUUCCAAAAAGCAAGAACGUUCCUCGUGGUACUCAACUGUCCUUUCAUUAUUGGAUUUGGACUACAAGCAUACUAUUUUCUUUUUGAUGUGCAUCACUUAUCAAUAUGAACCAUUUGGG
Molecule: messenger RNA, 1380 nt
Organism: Owenia fusiformis
Lineage: Eukaryota; Metazoa; Annelida; Polychaeta; Sabellida; Oweniidae
Source: the annotation of a GenBank genome assembly